This is a messenger RNA of Arabidopsis lyrata subsp. lyrata, 3994 nucleotides long. RefSeq lists its product as uncharacterized. Gene Ontology annotation, molecular function: mRNA binding. Gene Ontology annotation, cellular component: membrane coat; nucleus. NCBI's taxonomy places the organism in Eukaryota, Viridiplantae, Streptophyta, Magnoliopsida, Brassicales, Brassicaceae. Gene Ontology annotation, biological process: regulation of programmed cell death; intracellular protein transport; vesicle-mediated transport. Bases 136 to 3684 code for a protein of 1182 amino acids. The record is from RefSeq and is a predicted model, not a curated record. The transcript has 25 exons.
GCGGUGAGAAAGACAGAGAGAGAGCCAGCGAAGGACAUUUAGAGUGAGAUGGAGAGUGAGAAAGUCCGGUGUUAAAACCGGUUCACCUGAGAAGAUACAAGAGCCGGCGGCAAAGACAAACUUCAACUUUCAGUCAUGUCAAAUCCGGAAGUGAACAAACUUCUCCACAAGCUUGAGCUUGAAAAACUCUUGGGAAAAUCUGAGGUUAAAUCUAUCUGCGACAUCGAGCUCAUAUGCAAACAUCAACCUGAGCUUAGAUCUAAGAUCAUUGAUGUUCUUGUCAAAUACCUAAAUACUGAGAAACCGGUGGAGUCUGAUGCUGUGCAAGAGGUUUUUAUGGCGAUGUUUCAUCUAGAUAAAGAAGCAUCUUUGACUGCAAUGUUGAAGCAUCUUGCUGAUUUAAAGGUGCCCUAUUUUAAGGAGAGACCGUCAUUUAAUGAAUUGGCAUUAUAUAUAACCAAUUUAACGAAAAGACGUAUAUCGGAUAUACUAGAAAAGAGCCUACAAAAGGAAAGUGAAGCAGAACUGAAACGACUUGCAGAAUAUUUUGAAGUAAAGGCUGGUUUGGAUACAUUUGAUGUUUCAGAUGCAGACUAUGUUGACAGGUUUAUAUCAUGCCUGCUAAUGGCUGUUCCAUUCUUUGCGAGAGGUGCUCCAAGGAGCAAGUAUUUUGAGUUCGUGAACCGUCACCAUAUCUUGCAUGAUUUUGACAAGCUGUCAGAGCAUAGGAAGCUUGAUUUUCUCAGAGCUCUUGCUGAGAUUUCAUCUUUCACAACAAAUGAAGCAGCAGGCCAGAUGAUUCCCUCAAUAGUUGUCCUCUUAAAGAAAUACAUACCCGAGACAAAGAUGGAGGAAUUCAUAAGUAUCACAUAUAUUGAGUGCCUAUUAUAUGUGCUCCAUCAAUUAGCCAUUAAGGCUCCAGCUGCAGCAACACAAUGUUGCAACAAAGAAUUCAUGCUGAGAUUGGAUUGUGUUAGAUCUAUAACUCGGGCAAGAAUGAAGAUACUAGCCACAACCUUGCCUAAGGAUGAUGAAAAGGUUUUGGAAGCUGAGAGAUUUAGUGAGAAAGAUGUAUACGCGAUGCAACUUAAGUUCAAGUACGAAACAAGGAGGCAAAGUACGAAAACUGAGCUUCGGAGCUGCAAUAACGUACUGGCCAUUACAAAGUUAUUGAAGAAAAAAAAGCAUGGCUUUGUCAAACUUUCUUGGAAAGAAGCUAAGAAGGCAUUGUUAACAUCAUAUAGAGACAACUCAUGCCAGAGAGUCCCUAAAAGGUCUGACGCGCUUGACUCAGUUUCAAAGGAUUGUAGGCUAGUCCUAGAUGAAACAGGAAUAUGCAAUCUAGGCGAGAAGCAAGUUCAAAAUAUUCUGGGUUAUUCAAAUUGUCAAGAAGUUUCUGGUAAUCGAAGAGGUGCAUGUGUGUUAAAUGACAAUGGCUGCAUCGCUAUGCUCAGUUAUCAAAUGAGAAAACCGGACAUAUUCCUAACUAACGCUGGGAAAAAGGGUAUAUCGGGGGAGGUUAGACAUCAAUUUUAUCACCUUCUCUGCUGGAUCUACGCAGCCUCUGAUCUAGUCAGUUGCCAGAGGUUGGUACGAAAGUGGGAAAAAAGGUGGCUUCCUCUUUGUCCUUGGUAUCUCUGUGCGUUUUGCGAUCCUGCAAAACUUGGAAAGGAUGAGAGAGCUCAAGAACGGGAUAAGGAAGGUCGUGUACAUCACUGCUAUGGAGGCGAUAUAGAGAAAGCUUUAUGCCACGUUCAAUCUUAUGGAGUUCCAAGAGAACUUGUGAGCAAAUUUCUUUGUACAGAUCAUCAUCCACCAAGUGCAGAGGAACCUGACAUGGAAAGAAGAAAGCUUAUAAGUUCUCGAAAAAUCCACACUUGGAAGGAUGUUGUGCAGACGCUUCAAAAGCAGCAGUCAGUGGGGGCAGAUUUGCUUCAUUACACUGGAUUGAUGACACCAGGUGAGUUUAUUUACAGAGGUCCAAUGUCACGAAAUAGUUGGUUCGUCGGAUAUCACGCUGUAGUGAUAGAAGAGAUUAAAAAAAUGGGUCAAGAGUGGGUUGCUGUUUGCAAAAUGAGCAACGGGGAGGAAGUGGCUGAUUGUGGAUAUGCGUACGUAUCUCUAGAAGUCCAGUACAUUACUGUUGGUGCAUCCGAUCUGGGAAGCGACUUUGUUCGAGCUUCAAGAAAGCCAACCUAUCUCCUUUCCAAUUUCAUGAUCGUUGAGAUGGUUGAGGCCGAUGAAAAAGACAAAGAGGAUGCAGAGAGUGGGGAUGAAGAAGAACAAGAUAAAGAUACAAAAGAUACUGAAAAAAUGUCAAAGGAGAAACCAGAAAAAGAUCGAAAAGAAGAACCCGAAGAGAAAUAUACUCCUAAACCAAAAAGAAGUCGUACUGAAGAUCCAACAAUGCAGGUAAAGGAAUCUGAUGCAGUGGAUAUUAUCGAGGAUGCCAUUAUUCGCCAUAACUCAGAUUCGACUACAAAAGCGAUGGAAUUGGUUGCUCUACUGAAGCUGUCAUCUGGCUUUCCUUCUAUUUCAGAGAGAAUUAAAGACAUAAUUGUGAAGCAGAAAGGAAGCCUUCUCCUUGAAAUGCAGCAGAGAGCUAUUAAAAACAAAAACGCAGGGAAUGCGGUACUCUAUGAGUGUGUUGAAACAAUCAUGGCCAUUGAAGACACCAAUAGCUUGCGUGUGCUUGCUAUCAAUAUCUUGGGAAGAUUCUUAUCUAACCGCGACAAUAACAUCAGAUAUGUUGCAUUAAACAUGCUGAUGAAAGCAAUCACUUUCGAUGAUCAAGCAGUGCAAAGGCACCGAGUUACAAUUUUGGAAUGUGUUAAGGUAAUGGAAUCUGAUGCAGUGGACGUUAUCGAGGAUGCCAUUACUCGCCAUAACUCAGACUCGGCUACAAAAGCGAUGGCAUUGGUUGCUCUACUGAAGCUGUCAUCCCGCUUUCCUACUAUUUCAGAGAGAAUUAAAGACAUAAUUGUGAAGCAGAAAGGAAGCCUUCUCCUUGAAAUGCAGCAGAGAGCUAAUGAGUACAAUUAUAUAGUUGGCCGGCAUAAAAAUAUCAGGACUUCUCUGGUUGAGAGAAUGCGGGUACUGGAUGAGGCUACUUUCAAUGUGAGGAGGGCUGGCUCUUUUCCUGCAUCAAUGGCUAAGACUUCAGUUAGCCUUCCAAAUGGUGGUGAGAAACCUGCUGUGGACUUGCUAGAGCUGGAUUCUGACGAUAUCCUGGCUGCACAUAGUUCAUCUGGUGCAGAUUUCUUUCAGGGUCUUCUCGGUGUAGACUUAGGAUCAUCGUCAUCACAAUCUGGUGCAACCCAGGCUCCAAAAGCUGGCACAGAUCUGUUGCUGGAUAUUCUAUCAAUUGGAACACCUCCUGCACAAAACAGCACACCAUCUAUUGAUUUGUUAUCAACAUAUUCUGAACAGGAUACCCUUGUGCGAGUGGCGAUAUCGUGCAUUGGGGAAUAUGGUGAUCUGUUGGUUAACAAUGUGGGCAUGCUUGGUAUUGAAGAUCCAAAAACGGUAACGGAAUGUGAUGUAAGCUCGUUGCUUGCAUCAGUUUCAACAAUGUUCAAGCCUUCAGUUAGUACUCCAAAUGGUGUUGCCGCAGCUCCACUUGUUGACCUGGAUUCUGAGGAUAUAGUGGCUGCACCUAGCUCAUCUGGUGCAGAUUUCCUUUAGGAUCUUCUCGGUGUUGACUUAGGAUCAUGUCAGCACAAUCUGGAAAUCGACCUGCAAAGAUUCAUCAGUUUCUGAACAAAUCAAUUAAUUUGAAGUAUUCUCAUAGGGUGGUGUUGGCCGUUGUAGAGGCUACUGGUCAUUUUCUCUCAAAGGAUUCUCUCUGCCACUAUUGGUAUAAUAGAGUAUUUUUGUCUUUCUGCCCGUACAAGUUUUUGUUGGCAUUCAGGCUCCUUAUUAUCACUUGAUAAACAAAUUAAUCUCGAUGCAAUCUCUUUGGGUUUUCAAUUGGUCGUUAUGAUAUCUUCCUUGA